AUUUGCGGUAUUAUUAUCCUAUUUGUAUCGUCCUACGCAUCUCGUAAUUCUCUUGGGAGAUAAAAAUUAAUCUAAUUUCUUUUCUAUAAAGCUUGUAACUGCGAUCCGUCAUCGAUUUCCCAUAUUUUUUUUCUUUCACUCCUUUUUCAGACACUACCGCUUUAUUAUUACCCAGCGUUUGCGUCCUUCUUUUUAAAGCUCCAUGCCUAUUGAAUUUUAAAAAAUGACAGGAUCUUCGCCAAAACCAGUACCUCCUACCAUCAUAACCGACCCAUCGGCUUUGAAUGACCGAACGGAAAACACCCCCGCAUUGACAUUAUAUUCUGCUGAUGAGGCUAAUCUGGAGUCCACCCCUCCAUCACCACUUUUCGACCCCGAGCCAAAGCCGGACGAUACCAAGUCAACCCAUCCUGUAAAUAUCGAACAACUGCUUCAGCCGCAUGAAGAUCCACAAAACCCCUUUGCCUUUACAACCGAUCAAUUGUCUGCUUUAUACGAUCCAAAAAACAUUGAACUUUUGGCCGCAUAUGGUGGACUAGAGGGCAUAGCACAGGGCCUACACUCCAAUGUCAGAGAUGGUCUGAGCAACGAUGAAAAUGCUCCGUUUGAACCUAUAACGUUAUCUGCACUCACCGACAGCCAUGAUGAUACCGAAGAAUGCAAGCUUGAAGCGAAUAACGGUGGUGCUACCAAAGAAUCGGUAACGCCUCCACCAACACAGCAUACCACCUCGGGAACUCGCUUUGGUCAGCGUCAAGCUGUUUUCGGUUCUAAUAUCUUGCCCGAUGUCAAAGCCAAAAAUAUUUUUCAACUCAUGUGGAUGGCUUUCAACGAUAAAACUUUGAUCCUAUUGACCAUUGCUGCGGUUGUGUCAUUAGGUGUUGGUUUAUACGAAGAUAUUGGCGCACCGCCACAGCUCGACGCAAAUGGAAAUCCUGAACCAGAUGUUCACUGGGUGGAAGGUGUGGCUAUCAUUGUGGCUAUCAUCUUGGUUGUCACCGUUGGCAGUGUGAAUGACUACCAAAAGGAAAAGCAAUUUAGAAAAUUGAAUGCCAAGAAAGAAGACCGCGAUAUCCGAGUCACAAGGUCUGCUAAGCAAGCCAUGAUAUCCAUUCGAGAUUUACAAGUUGGCGACGUGCUUCAUUUAGAACCGGGAGAAAUCAUUCCAGCCGAUGGUAUAUUUAUAGAAGGUCACAAUCUAAAGUGUGACGAAUCGACUGCGACGGGUGAAACAGAUGCCGUCAAGAAGCAAGGUUGGCGUGAAUGCUUCCGGUUACAUGAAAUCUACCAACGUCAACAUCCAGAUGAUGGCCGUAGCGUGAGUGGCGCAAGUGGUAUCAGCAAACCUGACUCUCCCAGCACGUUGGUCCCCACUCCCACCGCCACUACUCAAGGCAAUAAGCGACUCAGCGUUCAAGGCAACUUUUUGGCUCCUCCUUCACCUGGACAAAAGGAAAGUUCUUCAACACCAUCUUCUUCAGCUGUUUCUACCACUUCUUCCGAACCUGUCUUUGAAGCCGGUGCUCAUUUGCCUGAUCCAUUCUUGAUUUCUGGAAGCAAAGUGUUGGAAGGUGUUGGAACGUACAUGGUGACUAACGUUGGAGAAUCUUCCUUCAAUGGUAAGACGUUGAUGGCCCUGCGCACUGAGUCACAAAGCACACCUUUACAAGAAAAGUUGGAUGGUCUCGCUGAGAUGAUUGCUAAACUUGGCUCAGCUGCUGGUAUCCUCAUGCUUUUGGUCCUAUUGAUCCGAUACUUUGUGGGCUGGAAAUACAAUGGUAUUCCCAGCAGUCCUGCCAAGAUUGUUGAAGACAUCAUGAAUAUCAUCAUUGUUGCCAUCACCGUCAUUGUUGUGGCUGUUCCGGAAGGUCUCCCUUUGGCUGUCACCCUAGCUUUGGCUUAUGCCACGCAAAGAAUGUUAAAGGACAACAAUCUCGUUCGUGUCCUCGCUGCUUGUGAAACCAUGGGCAAUGCUACCACUAUCUGCUCUGACAAGACUGGUACCCUCACCCAAAACGUCAUGACAGUGGUCGCCGGUACGUUGGGAAAUUCAUUCCGAUUUCAAAAGGAAGUUCCAUCUUCCCGAAACGACUUGGUAGCCUUAAAGGAUGUCAAGGAAAAGGCUCCCAUUCCUGUCGCUCUCCUCAUUAAUCAAGCAGUGGCUGUCAACUCAACUGCCUUUGAAUCUACUGGUGACGAUGGCAAGGUGACUCUGCUUGGCAAUAAGACCGAAACGGCCCUUCUUGGAUUCUCUCAAUCUCUAGCUGACAAUACAUUGACUCAUCAACGAUCAAGGUGGGGCGUUGAACAAGUCUUCCCAUUCAGUUCAGACCGCAAGGCCAUGGCCACAGUUAUUCGAAUUCCUCAUUUGGAUGAUCAUGGCAAGGAAGUCAAGGUCACUUACCGUGUCCACAUCAAGGGUGCCUCCGAAACCCUUCUUGUUCGUUGCUCCAACAUUGUAUCUAUGCAUGAUUCAUCUUACCGCUAUCAGACAGAUAUCAAUGAGGAUGAUUUUGAAGUCAAAGUCCGAGAAAUGACGGAAGAUAGCCACACCCGUAUGAACAAGAUCAUCCAGAGUUAUGCCUCGCGAUCUCUCCGAACGAUUGCUCUCUGCUAUAGGGAUUAUGAUCACUGGCCGCCAAGAAAAUCCAGAAAGUAUUUCCAAGAUGAAGAGGUCGAAGUGCCUUAUGAGGAUCUUGUGGGCGACAAUCAGCUCACCUUCAUCGGCGUUGUCGGUAUCGAAGAUCCUCUCCGUCCUGGUGUCAAAGAUGCUGUACUGGCUUGUCAAAGGGCUGGUGUUUUUGUCCGCAUGGUCACUGGUGACAAUAUGACUACUGCUAAAAGUAUUGCCAAGCAAUGUGGUAUCUUUACCAGCGGUGGUAUCGUCAUGGAAGGUCCUGUUUUCCGAAAUCUCCCUCCAGCUGAAAUGGAUGAAAUCAUUCCACGUCUGCAAGUGUUGGCUCGCUCCAGUCCUGAAGACAAACGCAUUCUUGUUGGUCGUCUCAAGGAACUAGGUGAAACUGUCGCUGUCACCGGAGACGGAACUAAUGAUGCACCUGCUCUCAAAUUGGCCGACGUUGGUUUCUCUAUGGGCAUUACUGGUACUGAAGUUGCCAAGGAAGCAUCUAGUAUCAUUCUUAUGGACGACAACUUUAGUAGUAUUGUCAAAGCUGUCUCUUGGGGUCGCUGUGUUAACGAUGCUGUUAAGAAGUUCUUGCAAUUUCAAAUCACCGUCAAUAUCACUGCCGUACUUCUUACCUUUAUCUCUGGUGUGGCUUCCUCCAGCCAAAAGUCUGUCUUGACGGCUGUCCAACUACUUUGGGUUAACCUGAUCAUGGAUACCUUUGCUGCUUUGGCUCUGGCAACCGACCCUCCGUCACCUGAACUCCUUUUGCGAAAUCCCGAACCCCGUUCCGCGCCUCUCAUCACCUUUCCAAUGUGGAAGAUGAUCAUAGGUCAAAGUAUCUUCCAAGUCGUCGUGACUUUGAUUCUACUGUACAGCGAUAUCUUGGAUUAUCCUGCGGACAGCGAGUUUUUACAAACCGUUGUAUUUAACACCUUUGUCUUCUGUCAAAUCUUCAAUGAGAUCAACUGUCGUCGUAUUGAUAACCGCAUGAAUAUCUUUACCGGCCUUCACAAAAACUUCUUCUUUAUUGCCAUCUUCCUCAUUUGCGCUGUCGGUCAAGUUAUCAUCGUUCAAUGGGGCGGCCAAGCAUUCCAGACCACUCCUCUUGACGGCACCCACUGGGCUAUCAGCAUUGUUGUUGGCCUUCUAUCUAUUCCCAUCGGAGCCGUGAUUCGAAUGAUUCCCGACCGAAUCUUCUCCAUAUUUAUCAUUAACGAAAACACGCGCAUUCAAUAUCUAGAGCCAGACAAGUUGCUAUCUUCCAAUAGAACUCCUUCAGUCUAUGUGGCGGGAGGAGAACGAUUUGCAUGGAACAGUGCGUACACCAACGUUACACGCGAAAUUGCUAAUUUCCGUGAGCCAAAGAAAAGCGAUGGCCAUCUCCACCGUAGACGUUCAAGCAAUGCCUUAGCGGCAGCUAUCAUACCAAGCUUUAUUGCUACUGCUCCAGGAGCUGGUUGGGUAGCCUCCAAGGAAGACGGAUCUCAGCAAGAUCACUUUGCUACUCAAGAUACCAACAACUCUUUUAUUGAUAUAGAGCGAGCGGAAAGGACUUCUGAAGACCAAACCGAAAGCAUCCCACAGCAAGAUUCCAAAUAAUCUCAUUUCUAUAGCUUUUCUUUUUUGUUAUUCUUGCCAUUUUUUUUUUAGCUAUCUGUGUGUUAAAAAGCUCUUACCUUAACUGUACAUAACUGCGUAAAAUAAAUUCUAGAGCAACAGGCGGCACCCAAUUUUUCUUUUAGCGC
This is a messenger RNA of Umbelopsis ramanniana AG, 4371 nucleotides long. RefSeq lists its product as uncharacterized. Gene Ontology annotation, cellular component: intracellular membrane-bounded organelle; membrane. Gene Ontology annotation, molecular function: ATP binding; P-type calcium transporter activity; ATP hydrolysis activity. NCBI's taxonomy places the organism in Eukaryota, Fungi, Mucoromycota, Umbelopsidomycetes, Umbelopsidales, Umbelopsidaceae. The transcript has 4 exons. Bases 224 to 4225 code for a protein of 1333 amino acids. The record is from RefSeq and is a predicted model, not a curated record. Gene Ontology annotation, biological process: intracellular calcium ion homeostasis; calcium ion transmembrane transport.